UUUUUCAAAAGCCGGAAUAUCCAAGUACGACGCUACUUUCAAAUAAGCUUCCAGUAGUUUGUGGGAUAUGCAAACGGUUGUUUUACAGUACCAAUUAACGAUCUAUUGAUGACUGAGAGCUGUAUAGCCCGGAUACGUGAAUUCAAUCGUGUUAUAUGGGGUGGAUCCAAUGUGAAGACAGAUUUGUUCAAACGUUGGUGUCAAGGUGAAUAGUUUUCGUUACCGUAACUUUGCUUAGGAUUUUCAUUUAGCCCUGUUGAGUUUAGUGCUUUGGUACAAUCAACAGGUGGUCCAUGUGCUAUUAUAGCUACUACUCAAGCCACAAUUAUGUACGAGGUUUUGUUCAUUCGCAAGCAGAACCUAGCUGAUAUUACAGGUACAUUUUUGUCAUGAAAUGGGCACUAAAAAUUAGAUGUCGACAAUAUGGAAAUUCUACUGAGCGCGCUGUUAAGAAUAAUUCUAUUGGUUUCGAGUGAUCGCCAAAGCCAUUUUUGCUGGGUUUACUGGUGCGAAGAUGAAGAACCAGCGAGUUCUGAGUCCUCUAUUCAAAGUUUGUAAUAAGAGUGAUUUCGGGAAUUUUAUUUUAGAUGAAAAAUGUGCCACCAGUGAUUUCAGUGCUGCCAAUAGGUCAUCGGAUUCUAAUAUAAACCAGCUUGGAGAAUGCGGUUUCCAGAAAUUUAUUAAUGGUUUAAGAUGCUUCGAAGCGGAAACUGUCGAGGAACUCCGUGCGGUUGCUUUCUCGUUACUUCCUCAAAUAAAAUCAAAAUAUGGAGUAUUGUGCUUCCUUUAUUCUGUUUUGUUCACACAUGGACUUCAGUCACUUAUAAACGAAAUGAACGGUGAAAUGGAUGCUUUGAUUGAUCCAAUUCAUGGACAUGCUAGUCAGUGUCUGAUUAAUUUAUUAAUUACUGGAGAAAGCACGCCAUAUUUAUUCGAUGGUGAAAGAGAUCUCGGAGGAUUUACAUUGAAAGGUAUAUCCAGGCAACCGAAAACCGGUUUCUUGACUUUUGUUGAAGCAAUGAGAUAUUGUGAAGUGGGAUGGUUCUUGAAAAAUCCAUACUACCCAGUUUGGAUUUUGGGAUCUGAGACACACUUAACCGUUUUGGCGUCGCCAGACAUGUCGUUGGUGUCAAAAAAUGUCAAGUCAGAAAUUAACUCCAUAUCAGGUUUACGUCAAGCUGAAGCUGAGUUUAAUUAUCUAAGCCCAGAUAAAGAUACUGGAGGUUUUAUCAGUUCGUCAGAUUUUGAAAAAUUACUGACCAAAUUACGUCUAUCUACAGGAUCCCAACAAGUAAAUGAUUUAGUUACAAAACUAGAUCCUGAAGGUUUAGGAAUAAUUUUGAAGAAAGACUUCCUACAGUUCUUUUAUCCCGAAGAAAUGGCAAAGCACACCACUGAAGUUAUUAGCUUUCAGUUAAUCCAUUAUAAUGGUUUGGAACACUCUAAUACUGAUGGUCGGGUUCGAUACAGUAUUGGUGAAGCCCGCUUAAUAGAUCCUACAGAAGAGCUUAUCGAGACCCAGCCUAUUGAUCAAAGUCCUAUACAGCAGUGCUUGGCAACAAAAUGGCCUACAAUAAGAAUCAAAUGGAACGUAAACAGAAGUCCGUCACUGAACUAAUUUAUUUGUAAUAUAUUGCAGUAGCAACUCAUCAUUAUUACCCAAACGCUUUCAAAUCUAAAUUUGUACAGUUUAUCACUUUGUAAUCAAAAUGGAGUGUUUUUAUGUA
Molecule: messenger RNA, 1727 nt
Organism: Schistosoma curassoni
Lineage: Eukaryota; Metazoa; Platyhelminthes; Trematoda; Strigeidida; Schistosomatidae
Source: the annotation of a GenBank genome assembly